Molecule: messenger RNA, 2443 nt
Organism: Alligator mississippiensis (American alligator)
Lineage: Eukaryota; Metazoa; Chordata; Crocodylia; Alligatoridae
Gene: ZNF777
Product: zinc finger protein 777
Exons: 6
Coding region: 138-2117 (659 amino acids)
Biological process (GO): regulation of transcription by RNA polymerase II
Molecular function (GO): DNA-binding transcription factor activity, RNA polymerase II-specific; RNA polymerase II cis-regulatory region sequence-specific DNA binding
Source: RefSeq, a predicted model, not a curated record
GGCCCCGUCCGUGCGCGUCCGCCCGCCGCCGCCCGCGCCCCGCACCGCCCCGCCCCGCCCCGCACUCGCCGCCCCGCACCGCCAUGGCCGCCGCGCCCGGGCCCUAGCGCGCCCCGCACCCCGCGCCGCGCACCGCCAUGGCCGAGUGGGUCGCGCGGCCGCCCCGCGUCCCCGAGGAGCGCACGUCGUCGGAGCGGGAGACGCAGACCGCCGCGGAGGCCCCCCUGGCGGGGGCGACGGCGACGGCGGUGGAGCGGGCGGUGGACGCCCACGCCGCGCGCCUCUCGGACCUGGAGGGGCGGACGGGCACGGCCGAGAAGAAGAUCGUGGACUGCGAGAAAACGGCCGCGGAGCUGGGCAGCCGGCUGGACAGCAAGUGCGCGGCGCUGGGCAGCCUCAUCCAGGAGUACGGGCUGCUGCAGCGGCGCCUGGAGAACAUGGAGAACCUGCUCAAGAACAGGAACUUCUGGAUCCUGCGCCUGCCGCCCGGCGCCAAGGGCGAAGUGCCCAAGGUGCCGGUGACCUUUGACGACGUCUCGGUCUACUUCAACGAGAAGGAGUGGGAGAAGCUGGAGGAAUGGCAGAAGGAGCUGUACAGAAACGUGAUGAGGAGCAAUUACGAGUCUUUGAUCUCCCUGGACUAUGCAAUUUCCAAGCCAGGCACUCUGUCUCAGGUUGAACAAGGCAGGGAGUCAAGCAUUGGGGAUCAGCAGGACUUGGAGGAGAGAGAAAUCAUCACAGACCCCAGUGCAGCGGGUAUAAGGGUGGUGAUCAAAACCGAAGAUCUUCAUUCUGAGGACAGCCCCGAAAACCUGGAGCUACAUGGGAUGUCGGGGCAAUCGGAGGAGAGCUUCCAGAGCCCAGACGAGGAAGCGACCUGCGAGAGCCCGUACGGCUCGGUGACGCCGCCACAAAACCUCCCCGGAAACGGGCUGGAGGAGUCGGCAGAGUACGAGACAGACUACGGCGAGAUCAAGAGAGUCAUUGUGCACCAGGGGAACUGCACAGAUGAUGGGAUCGUGAUCAAAACCGAGGAGGACGAGGAGGAAGAGGACCCCGACAGCCUGGAGCCCUGCACGAUGUUCUCGGGGCGGGUGGAGCCGCAGGUUUUCCAGAACCACGACCCGGGGGUGCCACGCGAGGCUCACUGCAGCUCCAAAAUGCAGCCCCGGAGCCUGUCCAGCAGCUUGCUGGGGAAGCCAACCGCCUGCGAGAGAGACGCUGGCGAGAUGAAGGCAGCCGUGAUGCACCAGAGGAACCGGACGCGGGAGCGGCCGUACAUCUGCCCAGAGUGCGGGAAGAGCUUCAUGCUGAGGAUCAACUACAUCAUCCACCAGCGGAACCACCUCAAGGAGGGCCCUUACGAGUGCCACGACUGCGACCUGAGCUUCCGCAUCAAGCAGCAGUUCCUGCUGCACCAGCGCAGCCACACACGGCGGGCGGGUGGCGUGGCCCGGCGCCCCGACCCCUUUGGCGACCAGCGCGGCCUCAAGCCCCAGCCGCGGCCCCCGCCAGCCGGCAAGCCCUACAAGUGCUCCGAGUGCGAGAGCAGCUUCAGCCACAAGUCCAGCCUAAGCAAACACCAGAUCACGCACGUGGGAGAGAGGCCGUACACCUGCGGCGAGUGCCGCAAGAGCUUCCGGCUCCAGAUCAGCCUCAUCAUGCACCAGCGCGUGCACGCCGGCAAGAGCGAGAUGUCCUUCCUGUGCCCGCAGUGCGGGAAGGCCUUCAGCCGCCCCUCCCACCUGCUGCGGCACCAGCGCACCCACACGGGCGAGCGCCCCUACAAGUGCACGCAGUGCGAGAAGACCUUCGGCGAGAAGUCCAAGCUCACCAACCACUACCGCAUCCACACCCGCGAGCGCCCCCACGCCUGCGGGGAAUGCGGCAAGGGCUUCAUCCGCAAGCACCACCUCCUGGAGCAUCAGCGCAUCCACACCGGGGAGAGGCCGUACCACUGCGGGGAAUGCGGGAAGAACUUCACGCAGAAGCAUCACCUGCUGGAGCACCAACGGGCCCACACCGGGGAGAGGCCCUACCCAUGCACGCACUGUACCAAGUGCUUCCGAUAUAAACAGUCCCUCAAGUACCACUUGCGGACGCAUGCGGGUGACUAGGAGAGCCCCGCCCCCCACCUCACCCCGGGCAGCCCGGCGUGGGGCCGACGGUAGCACAACACUCGGCAGAGACCCGGGUGGGAGCCUCGGCAUGAGGCCGACGGUAGCACAACACUCGGCGGAGACGGACGGGUCGGUUUAAAAAAAAUAAUAAUAAUAAUUAAAUAAAAUGAAAGCAAGCGCCAUGCCGCAAAAGCACGUACCGCUAACAGCCGCCGCUUGUGUAGGGUCAGUCCUGGUCCGAAUGUACAGGAGACGUUGCCGGCGUAGGACUCUAACCGCUUUUUCAGUCGAUUCUCUUUUGAUAAUAAAUGUGGAGGAACGUU